This is a messenger RNA of Cordyceps militaris CM01, 2625 nucleotides long. RefSeq names its product DIL and ankyrin domain containing protein. Bases 1 to 2625 code for a protein of 874 amino acids. The record is from RefSeq and is a predicted model, not a curated record. Gene Ontology annotation, molecular function: GTPase binding. NCBI's taxonomy places the organism in Eukaryota, Fungi, Ascomycota, Sordariomycetes, Hypocreales, Cordycipitaceae. The transcript has 5 exons.
AUGACGAUGAUGUGGCUUGGACCCGCCACACCAUGUACCGCCCACCUCGGGCUCCUCAACCUUGCAUCUCCAUCCAUCCUCACACGACCUGAACCAGGCAGCUGCGGAGCUGCCCCUCCCUUCCUCUCCUGCGCCAUGGAUCCCGAGGAAUCGACGUCGCCUGUCGGCCACGACGAGCCGUACCCGCCUCGCCCCAUGCCGACCAACCUGCCGACUUCUCUCAACGACCGCCGGCAUGCGCCUACAGAAUACAUCGUCCCCGAGACGGAAAUAUACGAUGGCUGGCAAGGCGAAAGUCAGUUUCUGACGACACCGGCCGUAGCAAAGCCGCUCAACUUUGCCAACCUUUCUCUCAACGACAACGACUACGAGGGCGACGUUCCAAAAGGUCCCAAGGACAGCGACGCCCGACUCAUGGAGAUGCUCGCAGCCCAGGCUGCUGCUCAGCAGGCAGGCCACGGCGCCGAAGACGACAGCACCAUUGCCGAAAGCGACAAGAUACCCGAAGCUGAGAAAAAGGACACGCUACAAAAGUCUCUCAACAUGGCUGCCAGCAAUGGCGACGUAGAAAAGAUUGCAAAAAUGCUUGCAGGCAAAGCGAAAAUAUACGUCGACGUCAACGCCUCAGAUGAAGAUGGGACACCGCCGCUCAUCUAUGCCAGCUGCUUUGGCCACGAAGGAGUGGUCAAGGCCCUCAUCGAUGCAGGCGCUAAUGUCAACAAGCAGGACCAGAAUCAAUGGAGCGCCUUGAUGUGGGCAAUGACAAAUCGCCACAAGAAUAUCGCUAAACUCCUUCUCGACAACGGUGCCUCCUCGGACCAGAAGACCUCGUCCGGCCGAACCGCGUUCGACUUUGUGCCUCCCGACAGCGACAUGUCCUUUUACCUUCAUGACAACGGUUACAACAUUGGUAACGCUGGAAUGGGCGACGACUUUUACAACCCGGGAUUCUCUCAAGAUCGAUUCGAAGAAGAGAUGGCCGAGAACGAGAUGCGCCGCCGUCUCAUGAUGGAAAGUGCGCGCGACCUGGAAGUUGAUCUGGGCAACGUAGGAAUGGAUGACCAACCCGAGCCCGCGGAAGAACUCGAAGAAGAGCAACAAGAGUUCGACUGGGGAAGGUGCUUACAUGACCAAAUGUUUGUUUUCCAGGAGCACGAACUCGACCGCAUACUCGACAUUAUUAUUACCAAGAUGACACCGCAACGGUCGCCAUCGCAAAAACCGGUUCCAGCAAAUAUGAUUUUCCUCAGCGCGCGAUAUGCGCACUAUCACGCUAGUCCAGAGCUUUUGGAACGAUUACUGGUCUCCUCUAUGGACCUUAUUAACGACAAGGUCGAGGCAUGCCAGUGGGACAUGACCAUUCUAGCUUUCUGGAUCUCUAAUGCGACAUUACUGCUACACUACCUCAAAAAGGAUGCAGGCCUAGUCGAGGCAACGUCAGAAUUCCAGACACAGCUGGCAGAGCUCAUUAACGAGAUUUUCAUUCUCAUUGUGCGCGAUGCUGAGCGACGUCUAGACAAGGUUUUGGACCCAGCCAUGUUGGACCACGAGACGAUCCCUGGCUUUGAGGACAUUACCUUUCAAAACGAGUGGAAGCUAUUUAAGCGAAAGAUUACAGUCAAGGAGGAGCCACUGGAAAAGCGGUAUAGACCACCGUCGCCCAAGCAGAGAGCCAAACCGUCGCCGCGCAACGUGACAUCGCUACUGUCCUCGACGGUGUUUGUGCUGGACUUGUACGACAUUCAUUCGGUGAUUACGACACAAAUCAUUUCGCAACUACUGUACUGGAUCGGGGCCGAGCUGUUCAACCGCGUCAUGUCAAAUAGGAAAUACUUGGCGAGGACCAAAGCUAUGCAGAUUCGCAUGAAUGUUUCACUUUUGGAAGAGUGGGCUCGAACCAACAACAGGCAAGCCGAGCACUACGAAGGCGGCGAGACAAAGUCGACGGGAGAAACUACAGCAGACGCAAGCAGGCGUCAUCUGGCACCCGUCAUCCAGCUGUUGCAGUGGCUACAGUGCUUUUCGUCGCUCGUCGAGGACGACCUCGAGGCGCUCGUGGGGACUCUGCAGCAGCUUAAACGACUGACACCACAGCAGCUAAUUCAUGCGGCGACGCAUUAUCGCGCAGAAGUGGGCGAGAAGCGACUUCCCAAGAGCGCGACCAAGUACCUGUUGGAGAUUCAAAAGGAGGCGGCGCUGAAACGAGACCGGCGGCGGAGCCGAGCCGCGUCGCCACUGCCCAAAACAGGCGGUCCCGACACGAGUGUGCCCUCGACCCCAAUCAAGAAGAAUGGCGGCGGCAAUGGACUGGGCGCGUCGCCCCCGAGCGCGCAGAGCACGCCGGCACGAGGGGGCUACGAUGCCGACGCCGACGACUGGGACGACGACGAGGCGCCACCGAACUUGCUGAUGGACCCCGCGCUGAUGCUGCCGUUUACGCUGCCUUCGGUGACGGACAUGCUGAUUUCGUACGGGGCGGGAUUUGGCGGCGUCAACAGGGAGCGGGAACGCAAGUACAUUCCAACGGUGCCGCCCGAGUUCCUGGAGAAGCUCGAGGUGGCGGGCGGCGGUGGACGCAAGGACCCCAUGUUUGCGGAGAAGGACUGGGAGAAUGAGGAGGUUUAA